This is a messenger RNA of Micromonas commoda, 771 nucleotides long. RefSeq lists its product with no specific name. The coding region runs from base 1 to 771 and encodes 256 amino acids. The transcript has a single exon. Lineage: Eukaryota; Viridiplantae; Chlorophyta; Mamiellophyceae; Mamiellales; Mamiellaceae. The record is from RefSeq and is a predicted model, not a curated record.
AUGUCGAGUCGCGCGCACGUCACGGGUGACGCGAAGGCGAAUGUGGGGACAGCUGGGAAGGGGAUGACGACGAACGACCGCGCCGCGCGGGAAAUCCUCCGGCGCAUGUUCUCCGUCGAGCAUAAGAUGGGGCUCCAAGCGUGGUGGAUGAAGAUUCUAUUGCUGCCCGACCAGAAUGCCCGGGUCACGCGGCUGGCGUACACGCUGGAGCUUUAUGCCGUGAUCUCGGGUCUCGUACUGUUCUUCGUGGCGGACUUCGUUGAUGUCGACGCCGACGGCGUUCUCGGGAAAAUAAGCACGAUCUUCGCCGUCUUCAGCGUCUUGAACUUGCUAAGCGUCAUCGCAUGUUGCCUUUCUCUGGGCUUCGGGGUAGUGACCACGACCGGUCCGGCCGAAGUUGUGCUCCUGUUACAACCGCUCGGGCUAGAAUUCAUACAGAUUGUGUUCGGGACCUUUUGCGGACUGAUCGCGUUUGCACUUAAGCUGGCGGACCAGACCGAUGGGAUAGUUCUGUAUGGCUCAAUGUCGAUGGCAGCGCUUUUCCUCCCAUACGUAUUUGGCCAGACUAGCUGGUACGUCAUCUCGCUCGAUCCCCUGGAGCAACGGCAUCAGUGGUUUUGGUUCAAAAGUGCGUUCGGACCCUUAUAUAUGCUCGCGCACGUCCGGUUCGGACCGAACAAGCCGCACGCGGAGGAGAUGCUGGAGCAGUACCUCGCGCAGAUGCCCGAGGACGUCAGGGCGCUCGCGCUGGGCGAAGAGGGAGCGGCGUGA